CCGCCGCUUCUCCGCCUCCUGCGUGGCGCCGACAUGGCGGAGCUGGAGGUGGGGCAGCACUGCGGGGUGCCCGAGUGCCGCCAGCUCGAUUUUCUUCCCUUUGUAUGUGAUGGCUGUUCAGGUAUCUUUUGCCUUCAGCACAGGAGCCGGGAUGCUCAUGGGUGUUCUGAGGUGAAUGUAAGAAACAGUUCUGUGAAACCUGAUCAGCACAGAUCUUACCCAUGCUCAUACAAGGACUGCAAUGGAAAGGAGCUUUUGCCAGUGUUAUGUCCUUACUGUGGAAAACAUUUUUGUCUCAGACAUCGUCAUCAAUCAGACCAUGAAUGUGAGAAGCUGGACACACCGAAACCUCGAAUGGCUGCCACUCAGCAGCUUGUUCAAGAUAUUAUAGAUUCUAAAAAGAGUGAUGAAGUGAAAAGCAAAAAACGUAAAGGAGCCAAAAACAGUGAGACAGCAGCAAAAGUGGCAUUAAUGAAACUGAAAAUGCAUGCAUGUGGGGACAAGUCCUUGCCUCAGACAGAAAGAAUUUACUUUCAAGUAUUUUUACCAAAAGGGAACAAAGAGAAAAGCAAACCCAUGUUCUUUUGCAGUAAGUGGAGUAUUGGCAAAGUAGUGGAUUUUGCAGCUUCCUUAGCAAGCCUUAAAAAUGACAACAACAAAUCAACAUCCCAGAAACUGAGAUUAUGCCAUACUGCCUCUGGAGAAGCCUUGCCAUUUGAGCACACACUGGAAACAUGGCUAUCUGAUAAAGACUAUCCACUGUACAAUGGAGGAAAUAUUAUUCUGGAGUAUCUUGAUAAUGAUGUUCUAUUUAUAGAAGACACAGAAUCCUAUUUUAGUUAGUCAAUAAAUUUUCACAAACAAAAAAACCCCAGUAUUUUUAGAAGCAUGGUAUUAAAGCAAGUUUUCUUUUUAAAUUACUGGUAUGCCAGAAUCUGUCUUCCAUUGCGAAGAUGCAAUUCCCAUCAAUUUCUCAGUUGCUUGACUGAUAGAAGAACUAUGUCCUGAAAGGAAAAUUACAAUAACUAAUAUUGCAGAUAUUCAUAUUCUAGAAUAAAUUCUUGCUCUAUUGAGAUGUAUAAUAUCAAGAAUUUUUUCUUAAAUUUGGUAUUUAUUUUUGUAUAAGUGGUGGGGACAGUAUGUCUUCAUAAAUAAUGAAAACGUAAA
This is a messenger RNA of Vidua macroura (Pin-tailed whydah), 1167 nucleotides long. It is a transcript of the gene ZFAND1, whose product is annotated as zinc finger AN1-type containing 1. Gene Ontology annotation, cellular component: cytoplasmic stress granule; cytoplasm. The record is from RefSeq and is a predicted model, not a curated record. Lineage: Eukaryota; Metazoa; Chordata; Aves; Passeriformes; Viduidae. The transcript is spliced from 8 exons. Bases 34 to 843 code for a protein of 269 amino acids. Gene Ontology annotation, biological process: cytoplasmic stress granule disassembly. Gene Ontology annotation, molecular function: zinc ion binding.